This is a messenger RNA of Acanthaster planci (crown-of-thorns starfish), 3115 nucleotides long. RefSeq lists its product as uncharacterized. Gene Ontology annotation, molecular function: oxidoreductase activity. The record is from RefSeq and is a predicted model, not a curated record. NCBI's taxonomy places the organism in Eukaryota, Metazoa, Echinodermata, Asteroidea, Valvatida, Acanthasteridae.
AUCAUUGAUGGAUGCUUUUCAGAAAACUAAAUUUGGUACACGUUGCGCUUAUCUUGUUUUCUUAUCAGAGAAGGGGUAUAUUCGUGAAUCACACCAGCUACAUACAUCAAUUGCUAGUGAAUGCAAAAUCGAUGUAGGCCUCAAAGUUGUAUACUCUUCACUAUUGCAAGUACAGCCAAGGGACCAACAAAAAAGGACCAUGCAUGCCAAAAGUAGGCCUGUAUGGCCUAUUAAUGCCGCCACCCAAACGUUACUUUUAGUCGACAAUGUGCAGAGCAAGGUACAACGGUGCUAAGACAGGACUGAAUGUGAAAUUUUAAGUUAACAUUCCUUGUUGCUGCUUUUGUUGUCAAUGUCCCCAAUGUUUUUGGCUGCCGUCGAAGAUUAUUAUUAGAGAUUUUUUCGCAAAUAAUUGGACAAUCUGUCUUUCAGAAAAGUCAAACGAACAAGCCGAAAACUAAAAAUGGGAAAAAUUAAUGCCAGUUACCGUGGCAACGUUCCUCCCCCUCUUGCUUAUCGGCUGAUUAUGAACGUAAUUCUGUCGCACAAAUGUAAAUAAAAAGGCAACCUUUACCGCUAAGGUUACUCAUUCACCUGAAUAUUUCCAGACCUUUCACUGUUGAGUGGAGGUUAUCUAACAGAAAGGCUCUCAUUGUGUUGUUGACCUUGUUGACACGGCUGAGCCGAGAACCGUAGCCGCAUAAAACCCUGAGUACCAGGAAAAUCUAAUACAGGAAAGGUUAACACAGGUUUCAUUCAAGUGUGGUUAGCCACGUGGUUGCAUCUACGCUCGUUGAAGUUGCUGAUUCCCUGAUUCGAACCAUUUUAACUGCCAGACAGACUGGGUGGGUUGAUCAGUGUUUGAACCUCGUGUCUCUUCAAGCUUCUCGCACGUGGCUGAGUUGACAUUGAUGGGCAAUCUCUGUUCCUUGCUCUCUGUGGUUCAGUUCAGCUCGACUUCCGUGGCUUCUCAUGCAAGAAUCCAAUCUGUAAGUAUGCAGUUCCCAGUUCGCCCUAACACCUGUCUCUUUGUGUGAGCUUUGUGUGUGGGCAGUCAUCAACAUCCAGCCCGAGAGCUAAGUGUAAGCAUAGAGCAAGGGCAAGAGGGUACAUGACAACAUGGGAUUCAAGACAGUAAUCGGCAUUGUUUUUGUUGCAGUCAUUGUAACUGUGCUGGUAGGCAUUCCAAAAUCUCCUAGAACAAUUCCACCUGCUAACCCUGAUGAUCCUGAACGUCUCAGAGAGGGUGUUGUCAAGAAAGUUCUCAUUAUUGGUGGGGGCCUUGCUGGAAUGUCUGCAGCUUUGGACCUGGCAGAGCGCGGGUACCAGGUGACGUUGCAUGAAGCGGAUAGUGCCUUAGGUGGGGUCUACCUACAAUCCAAGCCAGUACAGAAACUUGGUCAGACGUUCAUCGUUGACAGAGGAAUGCAAGCCUGGUUCCACAAUUUCCACAAUGCCUGGGACAUGAUCCGCCGACUCGGAGUUGAAGACAACUUCCGACGGUGGGAGGCCCAUGACGUGGUCUACAGGAACUACAAGCCUGAGCGGAUGUACAGUCAUGGGAUAUUCCCACUCAAUCUUGCUGGCAUGAUCUUCCGUAGCCCCAACCUCAACCUCCUGGAGAUCCUGCUCUGGCUGCGCUGCGCCUGGGAUUUCAUCAACUACAACCACGACACCAACUUCAAGAGAUGGGACUCUAUCUCCUUCGAUGAGUACAUGGACAUGUUUGACAUCCACCGAGGUUUCUAUGACAUCGUCCUGGAGCCAGGCAUGAAAGCAAGCUACCAGGACAAGUCCACGUUCAGCGCUGCUGAGAUGUUCCUCUUCUCUCACAUGUUCUACGUUAGCAACCCUCAGGCUGAUUACCGAGACAUUGCUAAGAUGAACCAAGCAACAGCUAUCAUCAACCCAUGGGCUGACAAGCUACGAUCUCUGGGUGUCAAGAUUGAAAUGGAAUCAGCUGUUGAAAGUCUCAUAUUUGAUAAAAAGGGCAAAAUUGUUACAGACUCCAAACACCCAUCGGAACAUUAUGAUCAUGUCAUCUUAGCAGCAGGCCUCAACAGCACUAAAACAAUCCUCAGGAAUUCUCUCAAGCUCCUUGAUGAUUCUAAGGACAAAUCCACCCACAACCGUCUGAGCAAGGUCCUUGAAAAACACCUCAUGAAGUUGCCCCUGGCACCGCCCUUUAAGGUCCUGACGGUGUGGUUCGAUAAACGCCUUGAGAGCAAAUACAACCCAGACAUCGUUCAGACCCCGAGCUUUCCACCAAUUACUAUCAUCACUCAGUAUCACAAGAUCAGGGAGGAUUAUGCCCAGUGGGCCAAUCAGAGCGGAGGAUCUGUCCUGGCAUUCCUAAUGUUCGCCUGGGAACACGGGGAGGUGGCGGACGACAAGUUGUGGAACUUCAUAGCCCCAACCGUGAGGGAGAUCUUUCCGGAAAUCUUCCAGAGGGGGUUCAAAGUUCUUGCGUAUCAUGUCGACGGUUCGGCAACCUACCCAUCUUACGAGAAGGGAUUGGCAAAAUAUCGGCCGACUGUAACCUUCCCAAAAGAGUGUGGCUUUCCAAAUCUUCUCUUUGCAGGUAAUUGGCUCCAUGCCAACUACCCUACAGCACUAAUAGAGCGGCCCAUAGCAACCGGGCGGGAAGCCGCCAAUCAGAUUCUUUUAUCUGACCACGUGAGGCAGUCCUCCCUAAUUGUGACAGACUCCCAUGGCCCGGGAUUUUUUCAAUACAUGUAGCAGAAUUCAUGUAAGUGAAUUUAAUUUUGAACAAUUUUUACGCCUGUAGAUAUUCUAAUGAAGUAAUGUAUACCGUAGAGGUUUUGGACAUUUUUGCAAGUGUUUUCCUUUUAUGUUGUGGAUAUUUUCCAGAUUUCCUCAAUAGCACAGAAACUUUUUGGAGGUGUGAAAGGGAAUUACAAACUCCUUUUAGUGUGAAGUUGUUUUGAAACCGAUGUGGUUAGUUGAUCUUGCCAAAAUUUGACUAGUUUAGCCUACAAGUGUUUUUAAGUGUUCACUAACGUCAGUCUCUCGUUCGUAUUACACGUAUUUCCAUAAAACUAAGUAUUGUGAAAUUUCUCCUGCCUUAAGGGAAAAUAAAGCAUAGAACAUUAAA